AUGAAUAGAGCAGUUGUUGAUUCUGCUGAAUUUUGCAAGGGCACGACUGAAAAAGUCAAUAAACUAACUGCUGACACCACUACCUUCAUGGAGAACUUCCAAACCACCUUCAACUCCAACACCAUGACAGCCAAUGACGCUUUAAAGAGUCUGGGCUCUCUCUUUAAAACUAAGAAGACAAAGUUGCAAGAGAUUCGCACUGGUCUGAAAACUGACCAUGAAGCGUUUCGACCUCCAUCUCCUCUCAAAUUUCCAAGCUUCAAGAUGAACUGGCAAAGGAGAGUAUUAUGGAGGUGGGGGCUGUCGCCGCCUGAUAGAGACAGGAGCGCGGGUGCAAGCAAAUGGGUCAAUGACUAG
Lactuca virosa is the source of this 357-nucleotide messenger RNA. The record is from the annotation of a GenBank genome assembly. NCBI's taxonomy places the organism in Eukaryota, Viridiplantae, Streptophyta, Magnoliopsida, Asterales, Asteraceae.